Aspergillus aculeatus ATCC 16872 is the source of this 699-nucleotide messenger RNA. RefSeq lists its product as uncharacterized. The record is from RefSeq and is a predicted model, not a curated record. NCBI's taxonomy places the organism in Eukaryota, Fungi, Ascomycota, Eurotiomycetes, Eurotiales, Aspergillaceae. The coding region runs from base 1 to 699 and encodes 232 amino acids. The transcript has 4 exons.
AUGGACAGCAGCAGCAGCAACUGCUCCUGCUCGAUCCGUCUCCUGCAGAUCAUGACCGAGUGCCGGAACCUGCAACCGGUCGUGGAGCUCGCCACCAUCCUGGACCUGGUCCAUCGGGUCGUCAUCCACGGGAAAGCGAUGGUCAAGUGCAAGGGCUGCCGCAGCAACCCGCACUCGUCCUUUGCGAUGCUGCCCGCGCUGGCCAAGCAGUGUCUGACCCUCCUCGAGGCCGGCAGUCUGGCCUACAGCAUCACGAGUACCAACGGCAGCACGCUCCUCGACCUCACGGUGCUGGCGUUCGAGCAGCCGCUGUCACAGUACAUCUGUCUGCGCAGCCCGUCGCAGCUGGGCCGCAUGGAGCUCGACGAGAAGGAAGCCACCCUCCUGGUCCGGACGCUGAUCGGCCGCAACGCCAAGCAGUUCCUGGGUCUGCUGGAGAGUCUGCAGAAGUUGCUCCAGUCCCUGGGGAAGGACAUUGAGCCGGCCUUGCCGCCACAGGGUCAUGCCGUGCUGCACCCUUGCGAGUCGGUGGUCGGAACCACGCUGCGGCGGUUCGUGGUCUUCCUAGAACAGAUCAAGUUCGAGGCGGUGUGCAUUAUGUUGGUAGCAUGCACGUAUUACCUUGAUAAUGGUAUCUUCCACUUCCUCAAUGCACUGCAUGAGGUCAAAUGGCAAACGGCACGAUGGCUCUUUCACUGA